Dicentrarchus labrax (European seabass) is the source of this 8680-nucleotide messenger RNA. RefSeq names its product 5-hydroxytryptamine receptor 7-like. The coding region runs from base 691 to 2172 and encodes 493 amino acids. Gene Ontology annotation, biological process: circadian rhythm; chemical synaptic transmission; adenylate cyclase-activating adrenergic receptor signaling pathway. NCBI's taxonomy places the organism in Eukaryota, Metazoa, Chordata, Actinopteri, Moronidae. The record is from RefSeq and is a predicted model, not a curated record. Gene Ontology annotation, cellular component: membrane. The transcript has 2 exons. Gene Ontology annotation, molecular function: G protein-coupled serotonin receptor activity.
UCUCCUGUGUGUGUGUGUGUGUGUGUGUGUGUGUGUGUGUGUGUGUGUGUGUGUGUGUGUGUGUGUGUGUGUGUGUGUGUGCGCGCAGGGAGAAACGCUUAAUAACACAGGCGACACCAAAAUACAUUUGAAAUCGACAGACAACGCUUCUUUAUUCUGCGCAAUUACGCACGGUCCUCCAUGGAUACAGUUUGUCCUUGCCAAGACAUUCUCGCCAGAAUGAACUCCAAAAAGGCCCAGGAGAUUGUGUAAGUGUUUAGAUACUCUAUUAUUCUGCAGCCUAUAGGCUAUCCAACAUAUUUUGACGUCACACGUCAACUUUUGGGAUAUGAAUAUGCGCGCAAUGCGGAUUUUAAGUUUCAGUCUCUUUGCACAUCAGACUGAAAAGUGGGAUUGUAGCCAGGGUGGCCACAGACAACAGGAAGUAAUAUUGUAUUUUAUAGGUCAGGUAUUUUGGGAAUAUGCCUGCGGCGCGCCACGUGCGUAAUGACGAGUAUGCCUCUAAAUAGAAGAAUUUAGGCGUCGAGGCUUUAUGAAUGCAAAGAGAGUAUGUCAGGGUAGUCUAGCCUGAGGGGGGUGUGCAAAGGAGUUACUCAUUUCGCACACCAACAACGGCACAUCUGUGCGCGUCUAUGUCACCACCGGACGGGUCUCCAAGUCCAUGGAUAAAAAGGAACAGAAGGCAGCAGAAUGGUUGUUGUGGGAGCAAGUAACGGAACCUUCGGUAGUGGCAACAUGAGGUCGCCGUUUAUGAUAGAGGAUAGAGUCGGUGGUGAAGAUCCCGGGGGCUCCACCAACAUGAUGAUCUCGGAGGCUCUUGCGCCCCGGUUGCUGAUGAUUGCGCAGGGCGCCGCAGAAGCUGCAGCAGCGGCAGCAGCGACUUCUCCGUUCACCUCCAGUCAGCCGCAGGUCAUGGAGACGAACGGGACCCGGUGCGGCGAGCAGAUCCUGAGCUACGGCCGGGUGGAGAAAGUCCUGAUCGGCGGAGUCCUCACCAUGCUCACGCUGUCCACCAUCUGCGGGAACUUACUGGUGGUCAUCUCCGUGUGCUUCGUCAAGAAGCUGCGCCAGCCGUCCAACUAUCUGAUCGUGUCUCUGGCCAUGGCGGACCUGUCAGUGGCCCUGGCUGUGAUGCCGUUCGUCAGUAUCACGGACCUGAUUGGUGGUCAGUGGAUAUUCGGACAGUUCUUCUGUAACGUUUUUAUCGCCAUGGAUGUGAUGUGCUGCACCGCGUCCAUCAUGAGUCUGUGCGUAAUCAGCAUUGACAGGUAUUUGGGUAUCACAAAACCCCUGACGUAUCCUGUGCGACAAAACGGCUGCUGCAUGGCCAAGAUGAUCCUGUCAGUGUGGCUCCUCUCAGCCUCCAUCACCCUCCCCCCUCUGUUCGGCUGGGCGCAGAACGUCAAUGACGGCAGAGUCUGCCUCAUCAGUCAGGACUUCGGCUAUACCGUGUACUCUACAGCUGUGGCGUUCUACAUCCCCAUGUCAGUGAUGUUGAUCAUGUAUUACAGGAUCUACCGAGCGGCCAAACUAAGUGCUGCCAAGCACACCAUCACUGGCUUUCCCAGAGAAGGGGAGCACAGUGCAGUGGUGGCUUCCCGAGGGGGAAGAGGAGGGCAUGAGGCUCACCGGCCAGCAGUAUUAGGACAAACAGGAAGCGUUGAAGGGACAGAGGCUGAGGAGGAGGAAGCUGAAGAAGAGGACGGGAGCUUGGACUGCGUGGCAGCUGCGUUGAAGCUCCAGCGUGAGGUGGAGGAGGAGUGCAGCACACGAGUCUCUCGCCUCCUCAAGACCGGUGACCACCACCAACGGCGGAAGAGGAAAAAUCAGUCAAUCUUCAAACGGGAGCAAAAGGCUGCGGCCACUCUGGGCAUCGUGGUCGGCGCCUUCACCUUCUGCUGGCUGCCGUUCUUCUUGGUGUCCACUGCCAGGCCUUUUGUCUGCGGGGUAGAGUGCAGCUGUGUGCCACUCUGGCUGGAGAGAACUCUGUUGUGGCUCGGGUACGCCAACUCCCUCAUUAAUCCCUUCAUUUAUGCAUUUUUCAACCGUGAUCUGAGGACCACCUACAGUAACCUCCUGCGGUGCCGCUACCGGAACAUCAAUCGGAAGCUGUCAGCAGCUGGCAUGCACGAGGCUCUGAAACUGGUGGAGAAGCCAGAUACUGAUGUAUAAAGUUGUAAGUCAUCAACAAUGCUGCAGAGACCAACAGAGACAAUCAUAAGGGAAAACACCCAGAGUUGCUGAAGCUGUGGCACAAGGCCACCGUGCUGCCAGACUGGUUAUUUCCCCAAAUUUGUGCAAUGAUUGCUAAGGUGAGAUGAGGCAGGAUGCUGUGAUUAAACGGAUGCACAUGAAGGUACACAGAAGAGGAUUGAGGAUUGAGAGAAAAUUGAGGGAAAGUUGAACUCACUGGCAAUGAACUCAUACUGUCUGCAUAGUGACUGCUCCUGCAGUGUACUCAAAACUACUGGACGAUCAUUGCCCCUAACAAUUGUAAUGAUUGUUGCUACAGUGUUGUCAAAACUGGUUGCUACCAUGCUGAACACCCUUUUUGCACAUUGUAUUGUAACACAAGUUGGUGGAGCUACACACUGGCUUUGCACUCUACUACCACCAUGGAUAGACAUUCUCAGUAGCCACGGAAAACUUGCCCUCACAAACAUAAAUGGGUGAGUUCUUUGGAACUGAAUUGGCCCAUGAAGCUAGAACACCAAAUGUCCCUGGUUACUACGGUGACACUGUUUUUCACUGUUUCUGAACAUUGUGUUUGCUUCAGUGGACAAGCAUGAAAACAAGAGGACAAGUUUUGGUCAAAACUCAACUGACAUGUAAAAUUUGUAUACAAGUCAAUAACCACACUGUGUCUGGGCAAACCUUAUUUCAAGGGUCUAAGUGGCUCCUUAUGAAGAUCUGUCGUACCUGAUAUGAGUUUAAAUCUUUUGAAGAUGCUUUUUUUGGUCAAAAUCUGUGUUGAAUGUGCCAAAAAAGUCAUGACCACUAUUUUGUUAAAAACAAUGUAUUGAUCAAUCUAUUUUGUAAUCCAGCUGCUCACUGAUGAACGAACAAGAUUUUUUAGGAAAUGAUGUGAGGAACUAGUGGGUGAUAGGAUGGACACCAACAGAUAUAUAGAGAAAAAAGAUCACUUUUUUAAUGUGUCUGUGCCUUUUCCUGAGUUAUUAUAAAAGGUCUGGUUGCAGUACCCAAGGGUCUCUUUUCAAACUAUGCACCUCCUGUUUUAGAUUUGACACGUGGCAGUCCCUUGGGCACUCAGCAUUGAUCAUGUCACACUAUCGAGGCAAAAGAUAACGGUUAAAAGUUGGAGCUUUCAGAAUGUCCCACUUUUUUCUUCUACAAUUACAUUCUGAGUGACACAAUCCCAAUCCAGGAAUGUUUCUUUUUCAUUAUUAAUUUAACAAUUGAUUAAUUUUGUGUUCACUCUAAAACACUAUCAGAAUACAUUUAAUAAAUGCCCAUAAGAAAUUCUCAGACCCCAAUCUUCAAAUUACUUGUGUUGUCAGCCCAAACCCAAAAGAUAAUCAAUGAUAAAAAGCAGAUAAAAGAAGCAAAUCCUUACAUUCGAAGAGCUGGUACCUGCAUAAUUUACACAUGUUUGCUUGAUAAAUGACUUAAAAUCCCUUAAUACGUAUUUUUUAAUAUUAAGUAUUUCCCUAUGUAUAACUGUCUUAGUUAUUAUUUAUUAAACAUUUAAGACUAAACAUGUAAACUAAUCUGCUUCAUCAGGACUGUGUGGAUGUGGUUUGAUUGACAACAGACAUGUUUCCAUCCAAAUCCAAAUUUUAAUCAUCUUGGCCAAAAAUUGCAAAUUAAUGCCUGUUUCCAUCAAUUAACUUUUUCUUUCAGGAGUUGGUUCACGAGAUAAGCAGUAGGUGGUGCCAAUUCUUCAGUCGGAAAACCAGAAGAAGAGGGCAAAACAAGAUGACGCAAUGCAAAAGAAUGCAGAAAACAGGGUGGAAAUAUGACAUUUCUCUUAGUUUCAUGCAUUAAUGGGGGAAGGUUACAUCUGUGUGGAGCGAUCAUGGAUGAAUUAUAAAACCAUGGUAGUGAUGAGCAUACUGUUGGAGCGGAAACAGCUGAUCAUGUGAAUUAAAUCUUUGCUACGUCACAAUGAUUUGAAAACAGUGUUUUCAUGCCCCAUUCAGCGCAUUAAACUAUUUUUUCCAAAAAAGGCAAAAAAUAAAAAUUCAAGUGAACAUAAAAAAAGAGCAUAACAUUUUUUUUUUGCAUGGAAAUACAUUGAUGGAAACAUGGCCAGUGUUAUAUAACCCACAACUGUCCUCCAAUUUUAGUUUCUGCUGAAAUAAGGUGACCUCUUUUUUGGAAACAGAGCCCCGCCCACUUCAAACCAGUGAGAAAAGCGAGGACAAAACAUGAAUACAGAAAAUGUUCCUGUGAAAUAACCACGCUGUUCAAACUUUGGCAGAAAAUUUAGUUGUCAUGUACCCCAUUAUACUUAAUAUUUAGAAACUCACUCAGAAGAUAGGCUUGAAACAAUUAAUCGGGUAUUUAAAUUAUUGUCAAUUCUCCUUCAAAUUAAUUUAUCGACUGAUCAUUUCGACACUAUAGCUACCAACAUUAAUUAUAUAUCUUCCAAGGGGUCAAAUUAACCUUUAGGAACAAUAUAUAUUUCACCUGUUCAUCUUAGGCUAGUUCUAUGUGAUCACACACAUAAAUUAUCUGUAGUAUCUAACGUAGCCAUCUCUUGGGCUAUUAAUGUAGGGUGAGGCUCGGAGUUGAAAUCUGAUCGGCACGCAAGAGGAAAGAGAGCAGAUGACAGCAGGUAUUUCAUUGGUGUAUUCCAGCACCUCCUACAGAGAUUAGGAGACUCUCAGCUCAGAGUUUCAUUAUUGUAAAGUACAGGUUCAGCAACUGGAGCAGUGACAGAGUGCAUAUAUGCACAUUAAAAUUCCAAUUAAUUUAAUGUUUCUGCCAUAUCCUGUGUAUAAUAACAGGAAUAAGCUCUUACUGUAUGCUGAGUGUAAGUAUCCUGAACAUGACAGCUGGGACAUGCUUAGUCCUAUUUCUGGCAGAAUUAUUAUUUUUUUUUAAUAAUAUGUGUGUUUCAUGUGUAGAGAUUAGUAUCAAAGAGGUGUUAAUUCUUAUUUCUUAUAAGACUGCAGUCUUGUUUUCAUGUUCUCAGUACUUCAAGCAUAUAGAAUAUACUUUUUACUACCAGUAUAAGUACAGUCUGUGCUGCUUGAAAUUUGUCCUCAUUAGCUUGCAACUAAGUGAGAUGGAGCUACAGAGGGCAGAGGAAGUGUGAGCACUGUAAUUGCCGCCUUUAUUCUCUUUCUAAUUAUUAAUUAAACCUGCUCUGUGCAAGAUUUUUUGAAACACAGAAAUACACACAGCUUUUGAGCCUUAAUCCCCAAGCGGGACUGCAACAGAGAUGCGGUAGAUUUACCCAGUUUGUCAAAAUUAAUUGCAUUGGCUUUGAUCAGAGCAAAAUCGAAACUGUCAAAUGGACAACCAAAAGUUAAUCCAGAGAAAAAUAGGACUCACAAACUUUUGUUUUUUCAUCUCACUCAGAUCAUCAUCUCAGAUUGGUAAACACGAUCAUAUAGGAUAUAAAAAGUUAUCAAAAAAAAAAAAAUUGUUGAGGCCAUCUGGAGUCAUCAUCUUCCGAAUUUAAGUAACCCAGGCCGAAAUGGGUAAAUAAAUCUUUUGCUAUCAUGGGUCUGCACAUCCAUGCCUUCAGCCUUGUAAGUAAAGGAAUUAGUUCACUUUUGGUGUUGUGAGCAGAAAAGGUUGGAACCACUGAACUGUACUCAUUCUGGGCUCGGUGCCGUCAUGGCACGGCUCCAUUUCCUGUCAUAGAAUCUAUGGAGAGUGUUUGCCAGGGAAUAUGAGCAGAGGCACGUGUUUCCAAAAGAGCAUCCAAAACAGAGUACAUCCAAAAACCUCUGAGGAGCACAGCGUUAUACAUACACAUCUACAAUGGAAACUAAUGGAGAAAUCAAGUUAUCGUUAUCCUGACAAUAUCUCAAUCACUGAAUUUUUUUUGUUAUCAAUGGUUCCAACUCGUGUGAAUGGAACUAAAAGUUGACAAACCAGAAGGGAAAUGAUCACACAGUCAUAAUGAUAACAAAAGAAAAACAGGAACAAAACCCAAUUUGUCUUACUUUUAGGUGAUGUUGCUGGCCAAGCAUGAGCUGCAUCACUGAGAGGGGAAGACAGAGGUGCGGGGAGAUGUGUUUAAAGGUAAAUUAAAAGUAGAACACCUGUGACAUUCAGUAGAUGUGGCCCCAGACAAGCUGACAAAGUGUGACUGAAUGUGCCCUCCCAUUGAAAAGAAUAAAGCCUUUCUCCCUCGCUCCUUUCCUGGGUGAGCAGCCCCUUAAACACAUAAAUGUAUCUGAUCAAACUAGUCACCUUCACCGAUAAGAGUAAUGAACUGGACAACAUUCCCAGGGCUUAGUCUUUUUUAGCUUUCACUCUAUUACCUGGUUUAUGUAUGUUUACAGACCUAACUGCCAAUUCUACCUUUAAGGUGGAACUGGAAAGCCUGUUUCAGAUAAUCUAGUAGGCCCAGUCUUUUAAAAUUUAUAGAUGAAAUUGUGACUAUUUUAAUUUCCAGUGGGGUGGAGCAUAAAUUCUGACCAUGCACUUGAAUUAUUUUAUAAUGUUUAAUGUUUGUCCUUUAAAUGACAAACAUAAAACACUUAAAAUAUAGAUACAUUAAUAUAGCAGUGGUUCCCAAACUGGGGGUUGGGAUUUUGCAAGAUGACUAACAAGGUAGGAAAGUAGAAAAAAACAACACACUCCUGCUGUACAGAUUCUUUUUUCAGUUCAGUUUUCUUGUGUAUAAUUGUGAAUUGUGAAAACCUCUAAAAAAUACGAAAAUAAAAAAUUCUUGGUUGAACUGGUCACAGCUGAUAUAUGUAUCACAACUAGAUAAGUAGUGUACUGUACAGCUUGUACGAUGUGGAGCUCCGUGUAGACAACAGCUAAAAUGACACCUAACAAAGAUAAAAUUACAGAUGGCUGUCAAACAAAAGAUGUAAAAGGUUCCAGAAUAUCCUACAUUUGAGGAACCAAUCUCUUAGAAAAUGGCCAUUAACACAAAAUGUAAAGACAGAUCAUGGUAUUUUCAAAGAGUAAUGGAUAAUAUAAAUAGGAUGAUAUAAGGCUAAUAUAAAAACUUUAUCAUCCUGGAUCUUCCAUAUUUAACAUAUAUGUUGAUGAACUAAAGGGGGCAUUCUGUCUGAUGAUAAUAGCUACUCCAGAAGUGUGCCAGAAAUGUUUGAAAUUUAGAUUUUCAUGGCAACGGAUGCUCAGCCUGUUGAGGAUAAUCAUAAGCUGUUUUUGACCACAGAAGUCACAAUAAAACGCAUUGUAGUCCUGUUUUAGAGCAUUUAAUCACCUUUUUAUAAAGCAGUUGUACCAAGAGGGAUGUUCUUUUUACUGGGAUUAUACAUACUACAUUGAUCCUGCAGGACUUUGUACUGUCAGCAGCAUCAAAGUACACACAACAAAGAGCAGUCCUUGGGAGCCUAUGUUGCUUUUAUAAGCUCUUAACCAACACGUGCAUAGUGUGAAAAAAUGCUGUACAUACAUUAUGAUAAAAUACAAGGAGGAAAAGUGACUCCAUCGCUCCCUGGUGACCACAGCAGUUGGGCUUAAUGACCCAUAAAGCUUGUCCUGUAUGCUUGACGGGUUUUAUCUGCAACAGAUGCAAUGCGUCUUUGACCAAUAAGAUUGGCAGAUUCCUUGUAUAGUUACCAGCAAACAAUUCCUGUGGACAAGACCGUAAGAUAAUGUUGUUGCUGCUGUCAUGGCGAAACCUUGUUGUUCCAGGUUCACGUUUUUACUUGAACUGUAAGUUUUUAAUAAGCUUUUUAAAUAAAGUUUUAUGACCAUAUGGCCUGUGAAACAUUCAAAUCCUAAAACAAAACCUUGGAAAAAAGCAAGUAAUAAAUCAAAUUAGUUUGUUUUUUUUGUUAAACAGAUUUCAUGGCAACACACUGUUAAAAGUCUGAACACUGCUGUGACAAUAAUGGACCACACAAUGAUGGAAGUAUUCUACCCUCCAACGAAAAGGUUUCAGACCUGUUUCAAAUGCAAAUAUAUUUUACAGUGUGUACACAAUGAUGGAAGUAUUCUACCCUCCCUCCUCCUUUAUUGGGGCAGUGGGUGAUCAGCAAAAGUGAUGACAUGGAAUCGCUUGCACUUAAAAAAAUAGGUCUGAUUCCUGUCAGUGUGAAUAUGUUCUUGUUUUCUCUUUUUUCUGUUCUGACCAGCACCUAAAGAGAGCACAUGUACACAAAAAUAGACUACAAUUAAUGAAUAACAGCUGACACCACAAGGUCCUUACUUAUAUAUUUGCACAGAAGUAAAACACAAGUGUAGUUGUUAUACUCUGGCAAACUGCAAAAACUGCAAAACAUAGUUUGUAUUAAAAAGAUUCUAAAUGUAAACUGAACUCUUGUCCUUAUCCUGACCUUAUAUGCAAAACCCACACCUUGAAUAGAGAUGACGAAACCUAUACUGACUUUUCAUGAUCAUUGGCUUUGUUGCAGAAAAUGUUUUAUCAGAAUGAAACAGUGUUUUGUGUAAAAAUAACACCAGAAACUGAACAAAGUAUGUUUUUUCUGUUUCAUCAAUCUGUAUUGCUGCACUGUGUUUGAUUAGACAGCACUAAGAAUAAAACAGUUCAAUGCUG